GAAUGAGCUUUCAGUAGACAAAACUAGAAAGAAGAAAAGAAGAGAACUGACUGAAGAACAGAAGCAAGAAAUUAAAGAUGCCUUUGAGUUGUUUGAUACAGACAAGGAUAGAGCUAUAAAUUAUCAUGAAUUAAAGGUGGCAAUGAGAGCCUUGGGUUUUGAUGUGAAAAAAGCCGAUGUACUGAAAAUACUUAAGGAUUAUGAUCGAGAAGCAACAGGCAAGAUCACCUUUGAAGAUUUUAAUGAAGUUG
Messenger RNA from Pterocles gutturalis (yellow-throated sandgrouse), 251 nucleotides. Its product is annotated as centrin-3-like. The record is from RefSeq and is a predicted model, not a curated record. Lineage: Eukaryota; Metazoa; Chordata; Aves; Pterocliformes; Pteroclidae. The annotation marks the transcript as partial. Gene Ontology annotation, cellular component: myosin II complex. Gene Ontology annotation, molecular function: calcium ion binding. The transcript is spliced from 2 exons.